UUCUGUAGUAUUGGAAAUAAAUACUUCGUCGGUCGAUGGGUUUUUCUUAAUUGGGGGAGCUACUUUGGCUUACGGCUUCUUUAGGAGAAGUUUAUCAAAGUUCCAAAUCAAAGUUGCCACGUUUUACAUAAAGCGGUAUAUCAGGUUAACUCCUUUGCUAAUGCUGUUGAUGCUGUACUAUUCAACACUCCUAGUACACGUAGGGCAAGGACCACUCUGGCACGAGAUUAUUGUAGAAGAGGAAUAUUGCAACGAGAAAUGGUGGGCUGGUCUUCUACAUAUUAGUAACUACCUAGAAACAAGAUGUGUCGGGCAGAGCUAUUACGUGGCAUGUGACUUCCAGUUCUACCUUAUGUCCCCUCUGUUCCUGCUACCCCUCAUUAAAAGGCCCAGGAUGGGUUGUGUCGUCACUGUGUGUAGCCUCCCUGAUAUCCGCUAUGAUUGCUACAGUCAACGCUUACAUGAAACAGAUUGGAUCUGGAACUAUUUUAAAAUAUUGGCAACACGAUCGUAACGUGGUGUUUGACGAUCCCUUCAACUACUACGGGUUCCACUACAGGUUACCAUCGUUCUGUAUGGGCCUAGGAUUGGGAUACUUCCUCUUCCAUGUCAAAUAUGAAAAACAUAGUUUUGUCUUCACAAAGAAGUUUUGGUGUCUGGGCUGGGUGUCUUCGGUAGUGUCCCUGUCGGUGUUCGUCGUUGCCACCGUUAUUGUCAGCAAUCCUAACCACAAAUUCUCUCCGUGGAUGGAUCCUUUAUACCAGGGCUUCCAGAGACCCGUAUUUUGCGCUGGUCUAUCUUGGAUCAUAUUCGCCUCCUUCCUGGGUUAUGGCGGGCUGCUAAAUCAAUUUCUAUCGUGGCCAGGAUUCCGCCCUCUUGGCAAACUUACGUACGGCGUGUUCCUGCUCCACUUCGUCGCCAUCUUUAAGCAAUCCUUGAGCAUCCAGGAUCCCAUGAUAUUCAGCCUCACCGAAUUGGUUUGUUAA
This is a messenger RNA of Homalodisca vitripennis (glassy-winged sharpshooter), 986 nucleotides long. RefSeq names its product O-acyltransferase like protein-like. The transcript is spliced from 6 exons. The record is from RefSeq and is a predicted model, not a curated record. The coding region runs from base 438 to 986 and encodes 182 amino acids. NCBI's taxonomy places the organism in Eukaryota, Metazoa, Arthropoda, Insecta, Hemiptera, Cicadellidae.